Messenger RNA from Phodopus roborovskii (desert hamster), 8797 nucleotides. It is a transcript of the gene Ttc39b, whose product is annotated as tetratricopeptide repeat domain 39B. Gene Ontology annotation, biological process: negative regulation of cholesterol storage; cholesterol homeostasis; regulation of cholesterol metabolic process. Gene Ontology annotation, molecular function: protein binding. The coding region runs from base 194 to 1948 and encodes 584 amino acids. The transcript is spliced from 19 exons. The record is from RefSeq and is a predicted model, not a curated record. NCBI's taxonomy places the organism in Eukaryota, Metazoa, Chordata, Mammalia, Rodentia, Cricetidae.
CUGAGAGUCUCUUUGCAGAUCAGGGAAUGAAGCAGAAGUUGCAGAUUUCUGUUGCGUUUUAUAUUGAGGAAUGGCUCUUCUUUUAGUUGGCUGUUAAAAAAGGUCUGACAGAAGAGAGGGAAAGACAGCUUCAUAGUGGGACCGUGUUCUUUCCUUGGAAGUUACAGCUGCCGUGAGCCCAUCUCCCUCGGAAAUGGCAACAAGCAGCUUUCCCUUUGUACCCUGUGACACCAAACGGGCAUCCAGACCACUUGGAGCAUCUGCUGUGGGCAGUUCAUCAGCCAAGGUGGAUCUCAAGAGUGGUCUGGAAGAGUGUGCAGAGGCAUUGAACUUAUUUCUAAGUAACAAAUUUAAAGAUGCCUUGGAAUUGCUUCGUCCGUGGGCCAAGGAGAGCAUGUACCAUGCUUUGGGAUACAGUACCAUUGUGGUGUUGCAGGCUAUUAUGACCUUUGAGCAACAGGACAUCCAGAAUGGCAUUUCUGCCAUGAAGGACGCUUUGCAAACCUGCCAAAAAUACAGAAAGAAAUGCACAGUUGUAGAGUCUUUCUCAAGUCUCCUCUCUCGUGGGUCCCUGGAACAACUGAGUGAAGAGGAAAUGCAUGCCGAAAUCUGUUAUGCUGAGUGUCUCCUACAGAAAGCAGCACUCACAUUUGUGCAGGAUGAAAAUAUGAUCAACUUCAUCAAAGGUGGACUCAAAAUUAGAACAAGUUACCAAAUAUAUAAAGAGUGCCUUUCUAUUCUGCACGUAAUUCAGAAAAACAAACAUGAGCAGAACUUCUUCUAUGAGUUCGAAGGAGGUGUCAAGCUUGGAACAGGGGCCUUUAAUUUGAUGCUGUCUCUUUUACCAGCAAGAAUUAUCAGAUUGCUAGAGUUUAUUGGAUUUUCUGGAAACAGGGACCUGGGCCUUCUGCAGCUACGGGAGGGUGCGUCCGGAAGCAGCAUGCGGUCCCCACUCUGCUGUCUUACCAUCCUGGCUUUUCAUACCUAUAUCUCUCUGAUUCUCGGCACAGGAGAAGUGAACGUUAUGGAAGCAGAGAGCCUCCUUGCACCCUUCCUUCGACAGUUCCCAAAUGGCUCGCUCAUACUGUUCUACCACGCCCGAAUCGAGCUGCUGAAAGGCAACGUUGAAAAUGCUCAAGAAACGUUUCGAAAAUGCAUUUCAGUUCAAGAAGAGUGGAAACAGUUUCACCAUCUCUGUUACUGGGAAUUAAUGUGGAUUUGUAUAUACCAACAAAAUUGGAUGCAGGCGUAUUAUUAUUCAGACCUACUUUGCAAAGAGAGUAAAUGGUCCAAGGCAACCUAUGUGUUUUUGAAAGCUGCCAUUUUGAGCAUGCUUCCAGAGGAGGAUGUGGCAACCACUAAUGAGAAUGUGGUGGCUCUGUUCAGACAGGUAGAUGGCUUGAAGCAGAGGAUCGCUGGGAAAUCUCUCCCAACUGAGAAGUUCGCUGUGAGGAAGGCACGUCGGUACUCACCCUCCUCAGGUGCCCCAGGGAAGCUUGUCUUGCCAGCCCUGGAAAUGAUGUAUGUCUGGAAUGGCUUUUCAAUAGUGGCCAAAAGGAAGGACCUUUCUGAAAACCUCUUGGUGACUGUGGAGAAGGCUGAGGCAGCUUUGCAAAAAAAUCAGAACUUUGCUGACUCUGUGGAUGAUGAGUGCUUGGUAAAAUUACUGAAAGGAUGCUGCCUCAAGAAUUUACAGCGGCCCUUGCAAGCUGAGCUGUGUUUCAACCACAUUAUGGAAAGUGAAAAGCUACUGAAGUAUGACCACUAUCUGGUGCCAUUCACUCUGUUUGAGUUGGCAUUUUUGUUUAAAAGCCAAGGGGAAAUUGACAAAGCCAUAAAGGCCCUAGAAACUGCAAGAAACAACUACAAAGAUUACUCCUUGGAAUCUAGACUACAUUUCAGAAUUCAAGCAGCCCUUCAUCUUUGGAAAAAGCCAUCCUCAGACUGAUCGGAAUGAAUGCACAGGAUGGAAUUACCACCAGUUAACAUGGACUCUUGCUAUGGAGAUCAGUCCUGGCCAAGGUGGAAACAUAAGGGAAACUAUUGUCAGGCAUUUCCUGUCUCCUGAGUGGCUUACUGUUGGUCUACAUAUUUUCCCCUAUGGAAUGGCAUUCCAUAUUGUAUAGAAAUUCUUAUACUCUGCCUUUAAAAAGAAUUUCACAUUAGAUUUCAAUUGAGGGGUAGUCUUUUAAAAGACUGACAGGUACAAUAAAGUCUAGUUAGAUUAUUUAUUUUUUUAAUGUGAAAAUUAAUAUUGUUCAAGUAGAAAAUGGCUUUAUAAGCUGAGCCGUUUUUUAGAUUGGCUUGUCCUUUAAACUUCAGAGAUAUUUUAUUGCUUAGUAUUUAGAUCUCAGAGUGGAAAAUAAUAUCACAUCUAAAGUAAUAUAGCAGUGGGUUUCUGAAAGUUCUGGAAGAGAGAGGCAGAGGGCCUGAGGGGUGGAGUAUUCCUAGGCUGAAGGACCACUUCUGUACGAGAUGAUGCAGUCGUCAGCUCAUGGGUUUCCAUCCUCAAGCAGUUGCAAUGGUGAUGUUUUUCAGAAAGGAUCCUGUAUUUGAAUGUACUCAUAUCUGGUUCAGUAAUAGCAUUCAGUAUCUAUGGGAAGAAAAAGCUGUAUUCUAGAACUCUCUAACCUUAGUGCUGAGCCUGAAAUAUAGACUAUGACUGCCUUUCUUAUAGGAAGGAAAAGUCCCUGUUGCUUUAAAUGACAUGUAAAACAUCAAUCAUUUUUACAGUUAGGAUGUGGCUGGCCCAGUGCUAAUGGUUUUUUUUUUUUUUCUCUUUCCAUUUUUUUUUUUCUUUCUGGGCUGUGUUUUAGUUCUCUGAAUAGGAUACAAAACCAGAGCAUGGAGCUGGAUGAGCCAGGCUCUGCUGCUGGUGAGCAGAUGGCCUUUCUAGAGUUCCCAUAUCUGUCAAUCACUGUGUCUUCUUCAUUUGAGAACUAGAAAAGGAACAGGUGACAUUAAUGGUCUCUUUGAGUUUUAGAACCGUGAAUCUCUUGUUUUUUAGGUAUUUUCAACAAUGUUUAGCAUUUAAUCUACACUCUUCCCAUUUAGAAUGUUUUGUAGUAUUUUUUUAACCCAUACCCUGUCUUCCCAAUCCUAAUAGUAGGUGUUACAGCUAAGGGCCAGAUUCCAUCUAGUGAGGAAAACACUUCAUGAGUCCAUGAAUCUGGGUUUUUGUCCUGGUUACCUGUCUAGGUGGUAAUGGCUCCACCUUUCCCAGGCAGAGCCCUAGGUUUGUAGUUAGGAGUCCCUGUGUGUUGGUGAAUAGUUAACAACACAAAACAAAUAACUUAGCCUUUCUAAGACUUGGGUUUUCUGGUGGGAAUGGCUUAAGGUAGCACUCCGUGCUCUGAGGUCUCGGUUAGAUUGUGCAUUUUGUAGCUUUCUGUAACCUGGGGAGGCUGUAUACAUUUGUGUGAGUCUGAUAAUUAUGGCUCUGUGCAUGGAUUACAGAACCUAUAAAAAAAAAGUAUCAGCUGCAUCUUCAGUCUCUGCUGUAAAAUGAAAUGAAUGCAGGCAUUCAGAAACCUUUCAGUUUAUGCAUUUAGCAAUGACAGUGGCCCAGAUUAUGGAGUUGUUCCUCUGUCCCUUACUGCAGUUCCCCAUGCUCAGCAGGCAUUGGAAUUGUGUUACUUAAGGUACCAUUUGACCAAUAUUGAGGAAAUAUUUAUUGAAGAAGGUGAUUAAUACACUUUGAGUGAGAGGACCAUCCCUUCAGAUAACAUGGGAACAGAUAUCAUUAUAUCACAUUACUAUGAAUUAUACAACUAGCUACAGAUGGAAGGGGAAAUAUAUUGUCAUAAUACUAUAGAAAUAUGUUCAAUAAUUAUGUAUAUAUAUAUAACUUUGAAGGAAAGUUUAUAAAUUCUUUAGAAGAGCUUUGACAACAUUAUUUUAAAAACAUAUAUAGUCAUAUUAUUAAAGAAUAUAACUGGGUGUGGUAGCACAUUCCUUUAUUUAAUCCCAGCACUUGGUAGGCAGGCAUAAGUAGCUCUCUGAGUUUGAGGCCAGCCUGGUCUAUGUAAGAGUUCCAGGAUAGUCAGAGCUAUAUAGUUAAACCAUGUCUCCAAAAAAGAAAAACAAAAAGAUUAUAUACCCAUAUUUUCUGAGAAACUGUCAGAGCUCAUGCUCUAUAACAAUAAAUUCCCAUUCUGAUCUGGUAUAAAAUGAGAAAAAAUUAAGCUGAAAAAUGACCAUUUUAGGGGCUAGAGAGAUGGCUCAGCAGUUAAGAGCACUUCCUGCUUCUCUAGAGGACCAGAACUUGUUUCCAUGCAUGUAAGGUGGUUCUCAACUGUGUGUAACUUCAGAAGAUCCAACACCCCCUGCUGGCCUCUGUAGGCACCUGAACAAACACGGCAUAUAUUCACACAGAAGAAACACACAUAUACACAUAGGUAGAUAAUCAUUUUUAAAUGAUGGCGUUUACAUUAUCAAACAAGUUCACCUAUGGCAUUUUUUUGUUUUGUUGUUGUCUUGCUUUUAUUACUCAUAUGCUCUUUCGCAGAUAGCAGUGUUUACCUGGUGGCUUUAUAAAUGCUAUGCAAUAGAAUUAAUGCCACAGAUAUUUAUCUAUUUCCUGUCAUGGUCAAGAUGCUGUACUGGCACCAGUUUCUUCGGAUGUUUGUAAGGGUCAUCUUUUAAAAUCUGUCUUGUGAUUUAGGAUGUUUUGUGGAGAGCAAGUGCCCAAGAGACAACAUUUUAUGUAAUUGUCCAGUGUUCUGAUUGGUGCUUUGUAAAUAUAAAGGUUGUGUUUCAGAGCUUUGGUGAGUAGGAAAGCCUACAAGGUUAAUAACUACACCAACACCUGCGUAUAUUUGAACACUUGCUCUUCCUUCAUAGAAGAUAUGUUCCCAAGUUGCAGAGCACACAGUGCCUUUCCAUCUGUCCUGAGAACAGGAGAAGACGUGGAUAAGCACUACAGGGAUAUAAAUUCUAGAUUCCUAGGAGUGAAGGACAAUCUGUAGCCUUAGAGCAACCCAUUAGUCCAACCAGCUCCUUGGACAGGGGUGAGUUCAGUAGCACUGGGUGACUGUCAUUCCUCCCUGGUGUGAGUGCCUGGGUUAACUGAAUUGGAGGUCAGGUCAUUUUACAAUUUUUGUUUGUUUGUUUUUGUUUUUCAAGACAGGGUUUCUCUGUGCUUUGGAGGCUGUCCUGGGACUCGCUCUGUAGACCAGGCAGGCCUCGAACUCACAGAGAUCCAGUAGAGCCCCAUUCCCUGGGCAAUAAGAAUACUUUAAAAACAGCCUUUAGGACCAAGUGGAAAAAUUAGUUCUGGUAUUAUUCUGGUUAAUUCUGUAGACACUUCAUUUUCCUAUUUCUUUCUUCCCUGUUUUCCCUGUAUUCCCGAGUCACCGAUUCUGGUGCAUUAGUUGAAAUUAGUGAAUGAAGCUUCCAGUGAUUGAAAUCCUAAACGUUUGUAAUUCAUCAGGUCUGGAUCUUAGAAAAUUAUUUCAUCCUUUUCAGCCUUUGAACUUAUUCUUCUUCUGCCCUCCUGUGGCAGGUGUGCUGGCCACCUGUCAGCUGUGGCUGCUGCACUUCUGCAAUGGCCGUAGGUGGUGGGACCUUCCUUCUUGCCUGCUGCAGUUCUCAGAGGCCUCCUGGGUUCUUGCCCCCUGGCAGUCUGACAUUUGCUUGCUGUCUGCUGUGACUGCCCACUCCUCGUCUGUUACAUAUAUAUCAGUUUCAAAUAUCUCUCAGUGGUUUUUCCCCCCAGUUUAAGUGCCCUUAAACUUUCAUUCUUCCCGUGUAUUCCGCAGAUGAACAUUGGUCUUAUCCACCUCAUGCCCCUGUGUGUGUGCCCAUCUAAAAGUUCUUAUUCUUAAGCUUGCUAGCUUAGUUCUAUUUUUUGUAAACUAUCUUUAUAUGCAACAGUAGGUAGGUAGAUUUCAGGAGUAGAGUAAUUUCUGAAAAAUUUAGUGAACCCUUUGUGAUGCUUUUACAUUAUCAACAUGCUGACAUUGACCCUCUUAGCUAGUCCAAUAUAAAGAUUGUUAGGCACAAUUUACCCACUUAAGAUAUAACAUGGAAGAUGAUUUAUCUGAAUUCAAAUAUUUUAAGCCUUCCAGUUGCCUAUUAUGAGUAUUUUGAGUGUGUGUAUUAUGAUAUACAAAAAUAUAAAUUUUAAUCUCUUUAAGCACAUCUUUAUUAGAUACAGUGAUAGAUCUAAUGUAUCAAUAAACUGGUCUAUAGGUAAGUGAUAUAAACCAAUCCAUAUUGGCUAAUCCUUCAUGCCCUUUAAAGAGUGGAAGGAUUUCUCCAAAUUGCUCUUCCAUAGCCCAAUUAUUUACAUAUUUUUCUCUAUGUAUUAGGUUUCUAGAAUCCUGCCUCCCUCGUUCAUAUCUUGGUCUUUUGUACAUUUGCUGUUAGCUUUUAUUACUUUAGAAUAUUGAACUUGAAAUGUAAUGUAAAGGUCCCAUCAGACUCUAUCUUCAAGGAAGAUGGAGUUUGUGUUGAUGAUUACAUCUGAUCUGGACAGAUUUUCCUAUGUGGGGACACAUUUAAGUCCAUUCCAGUCCAUUUACUCAUUACUUCAGAAAGAAGUGACAGAGGAACUUUCUGUGUGUUGAGAUGGCUGAGCAGGUUCUCAGCCUGAACCAUUCAGAGGAUAUAUAGAGUGAGAAGACUAAACCCCAUGCACUCAUGUGUGCAGUGCACAGUGACGUGUUCAGCGCAGUUCUACUGCAACAGGACUGUGUGCAAAGAUCAAAGCAGAUGCCUCACUGUGUUUAAAUAAUAAAGACUUCUGUACAUGCCUGCAGCUUGAAUUAUAUUUUGUCUUAUUUUAUUUUAUUUAUGGUGCUAGAAAGGGCUGGUGUAUGUCUUGUAAGUGCUCCACAACUGAGCCACGUCCUCAGCCCCAGGUUGACUAUCCAGUAGGAAAAAUCAAGGCACAGUAGUAACAGACUUACUGACAGUAAACACAUAGUGCACCUUGUAUGUUAACUAAGUAGUUCUUACACUGUGUAAUCUAGAGGAUGAACUUGGUACGUAUGCAUAUUACAUUGGGUGCACCUUAACUUUUUUUUAUUGCACCUUAACUUUUCUUUUCCCCCUUUAGGACUGAAUUAAAAGUCUUGUUUGUUUGGGUACUAAAAGAAAGUACAAAGAAAUUGUUUUCAAUGGGACAGAACAGACAAUAACAGUAUCUGGAUAACUGAACACAUUAAAGAAUAUUACUUGCAUUUAUUUCUGAAGGAAUUGCAUUAUUUUGAGCUUGAAAUAUACCCAGUUUGAAGGUGUGACACAUUCUGCUUGAGGAAUUAUACAGAUUUCUAACUUCAGUCUUGCCUUUAAUAGAGCAGAGUGCCCAAGUUUUGGAGAUAGUAAAUGAGUAUAGAUAAGUCUUCACAAAUUCCCUUAUAUUCUGAAGUGGGUUUUUUUUUUCUUCUUCUUCUUCCCCAUAAUGGACAGUUACAUGCUUUUUGUAUGGUUCUUCUCUUGCCCACUCCUGUCCCAGGGUACUGGCACACUGCUGAGUAAGCACUGGACCACUGAGCCCCCAGCCCAGGUGAUCUGUAUUUAAGGAAGUAAUUUACAUGAAGAGAGAGAUUGUGGCAAACAUUUUAAAUCUCAGGCUUUGGGUUUUAUUUAACGAUGAAAGAAAAUAUCACUGUUGGGUCCAGAUUAGCCAAGAUUUACAGAGAUAGACAGCGUGUGCCACUGACGUGUGCUGUACAGGAAGGCACUUAACAGUUAACAGUGUGCUGCACUCAGUCACCGUGUCAUGGGGGGGGUGGUUCUACAGCCAGGUGUUUAUCUUUUUCAUCAUUUCUCUUUUUGCUGACUGUUAGCAUCUGAACACCUGAAAGAAUAUUAUCUGUCUCUUUAUAGAUUACUAUUUUAAAAUAUUUAUUUUAGAUGUCCAUAGAAUUCUUAAUUUUUGAUGCAAGUUAUAUACAAAAGCAUAUAUAUAUUUAAUAAUUGAGAUGUAUUAUUUUAUUGUACAACUUAUUUCCAAAGCAUCAAAGCAUUUACUUUGUAGAUGUUUGUCUUUUGAGAAUUUUUUUUUUUUUUUUUUUUGCCUCAAAAAUACAAAAAGUCUUCUCUUCUGACUUGUAAGAGGCCUUCAUGGUAACAUUUGCUUUUCACUUAUUUUUGGCUUAAGCAAAAAUUUGUAAACUAAUUUUGAGUUUCCAGUUGACUCAGUCGGGUUCCCAUCUGUACUUAGGAGUCAGUGUCAUGCUGGUCAGACUUGGAGGUGUCUUGUCUCGACCUCCUUUCCUCAUGGUACUUGAACAUGGUCUUCUGUGUUCAUUCUCAGCCGCCAGUCUUACAGAGGAAACCCACUGUAGAACUUGAAGGGGUUAGGACUCUGUAAAAUGAAUGUGUUAUUAACAUCUAUCUGCUAAUCAAUGGGUUAGGUUCAGGUCCUAGAGAGGGAAAGAGACCAUCUGGAAAGAUUUCAUUAGUCAAGGAGGAAGAAGAAAAGUAUGAACUAUAUUUUUCAUGUGUUCCCAUGAUUUCGUAUGCUGACUUUGUGUUAAUGUUAUCAUCUGUGUUGUGUAAGUGAAUGUAGAAAAGAUUUAAAUUUUCAAUAUGAAGACAACAGUUCCUGUUUCUAUUUUUACAAUUUAGACAGUUUUGAAAACAGAUGUCAUAUUAGAAAUUGUAUUUUUAAGUGCAAAUAAUUUUCUUCUCCUUCCUUUGUACCCUAUAGAAGGCUCUGUGUUAUUAGAUACGGAUUUAAGUUGCCAGAUUGUUUUCAGAAUUCUAUAUUUUCAUAUUGCUGUAACCAGGUUACCUACAAUGUGCAAUUGAUUUGUUAUUUAAAUAAAUGACACUUGGUGGAAUUACA